AUGGUUCGUCGGCGCACUGCUUCCCCAGCUGCCUCCUCUCCAGUCCGUUCGGCUCCACGCCCGGCACCAGCCCAGUCUUCAUUCUCUGCUCCACCACGACCAGCCGCUGCCGCUGCUCCAGCUGCCCACCCAGCUCCAGGAGCUCACCCAACACCAAUGGGCGCACCAAUGGGAGCUCCAUCUCAAGGACCAGGAUUGAUGGCUCAAAUGGCCGCCACUGCUGGAGGAGUCGCCAUCGGGUCAGCUGUGGGACACGCUGUCGGAGGAAUGUUCACCGGAGGAGGUUCCAGCCAUGCUGCUGAGCAAGCUCCAGUUCAACAAGCAGCUCCAGUCGGUGCUCCACAAGCCACGACUUACGCUCAGCCAUGCGAAUUCGAGUGGAGACAAUUCGUCGAGUGCGCUCAAAACCAAUCGGACGUCUCUCUCUGCAACGGAUUCAACGACAUUUUCAAGCAAUGCAAGGCCCGAUUCGCCUAA
Messenger RNA from Caenorhabditis remanei, 477 nucleotides. RefSeq lists its product as uncharacterized. Gene Ontology annotation, cellular component: nucleus; mitochondrion. Gene Ontology annotation, biological process: mitochondrion organization. The coding region runs from base 1 to 477 and encodes 158 amino acids. The transcript is spliced from 3 exons. NCBI's taxonomy places the organism in Eukaryota, Metazoa, Nematoda, Chromadorea, Rhabditida, Rhabditidae. The record is from RefSeq and is a predicted model, not a curated record.